AUUCUUCCUUUUAUCUUCGAGAUCGAAACACAACACAGAGAGGAGAAAAAAACUAGGGUUAGGGUUUUCAUUCUUAAUCACAAGAUCUCUCUCUGUUUUCUCCGAUUCAGAAAUGGCGAUGAGAAAUUUCUACAACGGAAUCAAAGGAUUGAAAGUGAAAGAAUUACCAGCACAUUUGAAACCAAUCUUUACAGUUGAUCAUGUUAAGAAAACAGUUAGCAAGGGGAUGGAUAAUUAUCAUCAGAAAUAUAUCUUAACUGGUUCCAUCGAUCCACUUCUUCAUGUUUGUUUUGGUGGUAUGGUGUUCUCCUACCUUGUUGCUCUCCCUGAAGAACGCCGUCAUCUUGCUCAUGCCAAAGAACAUGCUGCUGCUCACUGAUUUCCCUAGUUUCUUGGUCUUUUUCUCUUCGAUUCAGGUGGUUGAUUUGUUUCGGAGUACAAAGAAGGCCUUUCGCUUGGGGAUAUUCUGCUAAUUACUAGUUUUUUCUUCUUGGGCACCUGAUGGCAAAUAAGAUGUGUACUUCAAAACUCUGUACGAUUUCAAGGGCUGCAGAUUUGGAUGAGAAAAAAAUAACAUCCUGUUUUUUGUUUUUAUUUGUGUAGCUAAUACUACACCUCAUUGCUUUUCUUAAAUUGCUUUAUACUGCCUGUUGAGUUCCUGUUUGCACCACUUGUUAGAAAUUACUUCUGUUUGCUUUUACUUCAUACUUUUCUCAUCAUGAUCUUUUUAGUGUUA
This is a messenger RNA of Papaver somniferum (opium poppy), 736 nucleotides long. RefSeq lists its product as uncharacterized. The transcript has 2 exons. The record is from RefSeq and is a predicted model, not a curated record. Lineage: Eukaryota; Viridiplantae; Streptophyta; Magnoliopsida; Ranunculales; Papaveraceae. The coding region runs from base 113 to 379 and encodes 88 amino acids.